AACUAAGUGAGCCUUUUACGUGACUUCCACCGCCGACUUGCAAGCCCAGGUGUAGCAAGCGCUGUAAGCCAGUUGCCCGGCGCACGCGCAUCGCACGGCUUUACCGUCGCGCUCUGCUAGACCAUCACACCUGAUUGACACAGAACAAAAUGACGUCAGAAGUAAACGAGUGGUAUAGAGGUCGAAAGAUCCUGGUGACGGGGUCAUCAGGCCUCAUGGGGAAAGUACUGAUAGAGAAACUUCUAUACAGUGUCCCCGAUAUAGGUUGUAUCUUCGCUUUGGUAAGGCCGAAGCGAGGGAAAUCACCUGAAUCGCGCAUUGAAGACAUGUGGAAAUUGCCUCUGUUUUCGAGAAUAAGGGAAGAAAAACCACACGCAAUGAAGAAAUUAAUACCAGUUACGGGAGAUUUGUUAAAUGAUAACCUUGGUAUUGAUAACGAGAGAUUGCAGCAAAUAUACGACGAGGUAUCAAUAGUGUUCCACUUCGCCGCAACCCUGCGUCUCGAAGCACCUCUCAAAGAGGGCUUGGAAAUGAACACGCGAGGGACCCAGCGCGUGUUAGACGUGGCCAAAAAGAUUAAGAACUUGGUCUCCUUCGUGCAUCUGUCUACUGCGUUCUGUUAUCCUGAUUACGAAAGAAUGGCUGAAAGGGUCCAUGACCCUCCAGCUGAUCCGCAUGCAGUAUUACAAGCGGCUAGCUGGCUGACCGACGAUCAGCUGAACUUACUGGCUCCCUCGCUGAUGCAGAAACACCCCAAUUCUUAUACUUACUCCAAACGGUUGGCAGAAGCCCUGGUGAGGGAGUCAUACCCUGACCUACCCGCAGUUGUUGUACGUCCGAGUAUAGUGACACCAUCUCAUCAGGAGCCCGUGCCAGGCUGGGUAGAUAACCUCAACGGUCCUAUUGGCCUCAUGAUAGGCGCCGGGAAAGGGGUCAUCCGUUCCAUGCAUUGCUAUGGGCAUUACCACGCGGAAGUCAUACCGGUUGACAUUGCUAUCAACGCCCUUGUCGUCAUCCCAUACUAUUUGAACACGAAGGUUGAAAGAUCAGAAGAAAUUCCUGUCUUCAAUUUAACGUCAGGCGACGAUAGAAACGAUACGUGGAAAGAAGUGUUAGAUGUCGGUAAAGCGACAGUUCGCAGGUAUCCCUUUGAAGGGCCGCUGUGGUACCCCAAUGGGAACAUACGGCAUAAUAAGUAUGUGCAUGAGUUGUGUGUGCUAUUCUACCAUAUAUUGCCGGCGUAUUUGAUCGAUUUCCUCAUGCUUCUAUUUGGACAGAAACGUUUCAUGGUGCGAAUUCAGAAUCGAAUUUCAGUCGGUUUAGAAGUACUGCAAUACUUUACGACCCGGGAAUGGUGGUUCGAUACAAAUAAUUUCAAGGAACUGCCGAAGAAAUUAAACUCAAUAGAUCUCAACACAUUUCCGAUGGACCUUACGAUUAUAAAAAUAGAACCUUAUAUUGAAAGCUGUAUGAUUGGAGGAAAGUUGUUUUGUCUCAGGGAAAAAUUGGAAAAUCUGCCGAAAGCCCGGUUGCAGAAUAAUAUAUUAUUUGUGUUGGACCUGAUUGUUUCGGCAUUUUUCUAUCUGCUUAUAUUGUAUUGGCUAGUUCUGUUAUUCGAACCACUCCGAGUAUUAUUGUCCUAUGGAGGUCCGUUUGUUAAAUAUCUGCCGUUAGUUGGUAAGGCAGUUUUUGGUCAGCAGUAAUUGGUACCAUACUAUGAUAAAAUGAAUUAUGCAUAUAGAUUUUCAUUGCGAAGAAAUCGCAAUUUUAUAACCAUACAUCCAUCUAUGUUUUAAGAAAAAGGCUUUAAUAAUCGACUUAUUGUUUUUAAUGUAAUUUUCGUUAUAUUGAAAUUAUUUUCGUGUUCUCUGGCUGUUCUAAAAAAACAGUUAAUUAAGAGAAAGAGAGACAGUUUUUACCUUUAAAUGUUGAUUAAUAGAAGGUAUAUAAUUAGAAGAAUUAUUAUUAUGUAUAAAGCUAUAAGUUUGGAAAUGUUUUAAAAAAUGUAUUUUAAAAAUUAAUUAUAAAGGUGGGCGGUUGUGUCAGAUCUCUUAUGAGAAUAUUUCAUAUUACGGUCUAAAUGGUGUCUAAGGAAGCUUUAAAUAAAUUAACAAAUAAGAUUAUUAAUUUAAGACUGUUUUUAUUAUAUGAUUAAUGUUCACUUUGCACUGUAUCGUAAUAGCAGCAAAGGUUAUCAUUUAAACUCUAUAUAGUUAUUUUAUACGCAUAGAUAUUGUAUACGCGAAGUAGAAUAAAUAUAAUAUAUAAAUGAUGAAUUUGUUU
Zerene cesonia (dogface butterfly) is the source of this 2283-nucleotide messenger RNA. RefSeq names its product putative fatty acyl-CoA reductase CG5065. Gene Ontology annotation, biological process: long-chain fatty-acyl-CoA metabolic process. Gene Ontology annotation, cellular component: peroxisome. The coding region runs from base 150 to 1703 and encodes 517 amino acids. Lineage: Eukaryota; Metazoa; Arthropoda; Insecta; Lepidoptera; Pieridae. Gene Ontology annotation, molecular function: alcohol-forming very long-chain fatty acyl-CoA reductase (NADP+) activity. The record is from RefSeq and is a predicted model, not a curated record. The transcript is spliced from 9 exons.